UUCCGGCGCCAAACAGCCGCCUCCUCGUCCGACGACUCCGGGUCACUGUCGCUGGACUCCGCCGUCCUGCCGGUGCUGCGGUAGGCGGAGGCGGAGUGCUGGGCAGCGGCUCUGCUAUGGAAGGACUGGCCGCUAAAAGCUGGAAGAACCUGGGGUCGAGUUUGUGCUGUUGCGGCGGUUCCCAUCUCGGUGUCCGAGCUGGACCCGGAGAGCUCUCCAUCUUCCAGAUCACCGUCCAUCAGAUCUCCGCCAUCCGCCAUUUCUUGUCUGGAAGCCACACGAUAGAUAAUAUAAACAACAUGGCGACGUCCUUGCAGCGCCUCACGUAUGCUGGGAGACAUCUCCUACAAAGACAGUUACUGAAGACAAAUUCCUUAAGCAGGCUCGCAGCUGAGCCGCACAGACUCUUGGCUACUCAGGCUGCUCAGCAGGUGGCUCUAAAUGUUCCUGAAACUAAGGUGACCACUUUAGAAAACGGACUCCGAGUGGCUUCUGAGGACGCUGGGCUCACUACCUGUACAGUGGGUCUCUGGAUAGACGCCGGCAGUCGCUAUGAGAACGAGAGAAAUAAUGGCACGGCACAUUUCCUGGAACAUAUGGCAUUUAAGGGCACCAGGAAGCGCUCCCAGCUGGACCUGGAGUUGGAGAUCGAGAACAUGGGGGCUCACCUGAACGCCUACACCUCCCGAGAGCAAACUGUGUAUUACGCCAAAGCUUUCUCUAAAGAUCUUCCACGAGCUGUGGAGAUCCUGGCUGACAUCAUCCAGAACAGCAUGCUGGGUGAGGCGGAGAUCGAGAGGGAGCGAGGGGUGAUCCUCAGAGAGAUGCAGGAAGUGGAGACCAAUCUGCAGGAAGUGGUCUUUGAUUACCUGCACGCUACUGCGUACCAGUCCACAGCGCUGGGCAGGACCAUCCUGGGCCCCACCGAGAACAUCAAGACGAUCAACAGAGGAGACCUGGUGGAGUACAUCACUACUCACUACAAAGGCCCCAGAAUAGUGCUGGCUGCUGCCGGAGGGGUUUCCCAUGAUGAGCUCAUUGAUUUGGCCAAGUACCAUUUUGGAAAACUUCCUGGUAGAUAUAAAGGUGAAGCCCCAGCACUUCCUCUAUGCCACUUCACAGGAAGUGAGAUCCGCGUGCGUGACGACAAGAUGCCUCUGGCUCAUAUUGCCAUCGCAGUGGAGGCGGUGGGAUGGUCCCACCCCGACACCAUCCCCCUCAUGGUGGCAAACACACUUAUUGGAAACUGGGACCGCUCGUUUGGUGGAGGUGUGAAUCUGUCCAGCAAACUGGCUCAGAUGGCCUGUCAGGGAAACCUGUGCCACAGCUUCCAGUCCUUCAACACCUGCUACACAGACACAGGCCUGUGGGGGCUCUACAUGGUGUGUGAGCCCGGCACCAUCAACGACAUGAUGCGCUUCACUCAGAUGGAAUGGAUGUCUCUCUGCACGAGUGUGACGGAGAGCGAGGUGGCACGGGCCAAAAAUCUGCUCAAGACCAACAUGCUCCUGCACCUGGACGGAUCCACCCCUAUCUGCGAGGACAUCGGCAGACAGAUGCUGUGCUACAGUCGCAGGAUCCCUCUGCAUGAGCUGGAGGCCAGAAUUGAUGCUAUCGAUGCUAAGACCAUCAAGGAUGUGUGUGCCAGAUAUAUCUUCAACAAGGCCCCUGCCAUCGCAGCAGUUGGUCCAAUUGAACAUCUGCCAGACUACAACCAGAUCUGCAGUGGAAUGUACUGGAUGAGAACCUGAACAGACCAGAUCCCCCCCCCC
This is a messenger RNA of Chelmon rostratus (copperband butterflyfish), 1772 nucleotides long. RefSeq names its product peptidase, mitochondrial processing subunit beta (gene pmpcb). Bases 117 to 1751 code for a protein of 544 amino acids. Gene Ontology annotation, cellular component: mitochondrion. Lineage: Eukaryota; Metazoa; Chordata; Actinopteri; Chaetodontiformes; Chaetodontidae. The transcript has 14 exons. Gene Ontology annotation, molecular function: metalloendopeptidase activity; metal ion binding. The record is from RefSeq and is a predicted model, not a curated record.